AUGACUGAAUAUCAAUCUCUUAAGAACCUUAUCAAUCGCUUAGAAGCCGCCACUUCUCGUCUUGAGGAUUUGGGAACCUCUUCUGCUGCUGCUAAUAACUUAAGUCGUAAUUCGGCUGGUGGCCAACCUGCUGCACCUUCACUUGUAUCUUCGCAAAGCAACGACGCGGUUGGUGGAGGUGAAGUUUCUCCCACUCUUGCUGCUUAUGACGAACUUAUUGAAGGCCCCUUGAAAAAUUACCUUGAACGCUCAAAGUUGAUUGGUGGUAUUGUUGAAGACCAGAGCCACGCAGUUGAAGAUCUCUUUAUCGCGCAGCGCGAUUUUAUUUAUAUAACUACUCAAAGUUCAAAACCAACCGACGAAACCAUUUUGGAGUUAAUCAAACCUACUCGACUUUCUCUUGAAAAAGUUUGUGAGUUUAGAGAGAAAAAUCGUCCUUCUCCUUUCUUUAAUCACUUAUCCACCGUUAGCGAAGGUAUUGGCGCGCUAUGUUGGGUGACCCUUGAAGAAAAGCCUGCACCAUUUGUUGGAGAAUUGAGAAAUAGUUCUCAAUUUUAUGCACAUCGUGUAAUCAAAGAAUUUAAAGACAAGGAACAAUCUCAAUCCCACAUUGCUUGGGCCAAUAGUUUUGUUUUUUUGUUGGCUAGUCUUCAGAAUUAUAUCAAAGAAUAUCACAUUAAAGGUCUUGCCUGGAAUCCAGAGGGUGCAAAUCCCAAGAAUUUUGUUGGAAGGAAACCCGCUUCUCCUUAUUCAUCCAAGAUGUCUCCACCAUCUGCUCCUCCGAGAGGCAAAGUUGAUAUGAGUUCCGUAUUUGCAGAACUUAAUAAAGGAGAGACAAUUACUUCUGGCUUAAAAAAAGUAGAAAAAAGUCAAAUGACACACAAAAAUCCUAGUUUGAGAGUCAGCAGUGUUGUUUCUGAUAUUGGAGCAAAAAAGAAAUCAAUUAAGGGACCUGCCGCUCCACCGAAACCAGCUUCGUUGUCUCUUAAAAAGCCUCCAAAAAAAAUUCUAACUGGCAAUAAAUGGAAUAUAGAAAAUUAUGAGAAUGAUAAGAAUAUUAUCGUUGAAGAUACUUUUAUUAAUCAAACAGUAUAUAUAUUUGGAUAUACAUGUACAAAAUCUGGACUUGUAGUAGAUUCAGUUGUUGCAACAGUUGAUAUAGUAAAUUGUAAAUCAGUUCAAGUUCAGGUUCAAGGCAAAACACCAAUAAUUGUAAUCGAUAAAACUGAUAGUGGUCAAAUAUUUUUAUCAGAGGAAUGUCUUGACGUUGAAAUUUUAACAGCCAAGAGCUCAUCUAUUAAUGUUAAUAUACCUGGAAUGGGUGAUAAUGGGGAUUAUGCUGAAAGACCUGUACCCGAACAAUUCAAAACUACUAUUGUUGAAGGUAAACUUAUUUCUACUCCUGUUGAACAUACUGGAUAA
Funneliformis geosporum is the source of this 1422-nucleotide messenger RNA. NCBI's taxonomy places the organism in Eukaryota, Fungi, Glomeromycota, Glomeromycetes, Glomerales, Glomeraceae. The record is from the annotation of a GenBank genome assembly.